CUCGUCUUCUGAACGCUUAAGCGGCAGCAGUUAAAUUAAAACGCCAAACGCACUUUGGAAUCAGACUGCAAUUUACUUCUCAACUGUUUAGUAACUUAAAAUUAAAUACAACUUAUCACCAUGUCACUUGAUGAGCAAUUCAACGCCGCCGCUGAAAAGGCCAAGACCUUCACCAAACGUCCCACAGACGAUGAACUCUUAGAGCUCUACGCACUCUUCAAACAGGCAACUGUUGGUGACAACAACACCAGCAAGCCCGGCAUACUCGAUCUGAAGGGCAAGGCCAAGUGGGAGUCCUGGAACAAGCAGAAGGGCAAAUCACAAGAUGCCGCCAAGCAAGAAUACGUCGCUUUUGUCGAAAAGUUGGCCGCUUCCUAUCUUUAAGUCUUGUCUUUAACAAUUUCAAUAAAUUAUUUUGUAUGUUAUUUUGAUGUUAUAUUAAAUACUGUUGUUCUUAUGUUAAACUUCCCAACAUAAUCAUGCACCUAUUUAAAACUGUUAUAA
Molecule: messenger RNA, 504 nt
Organism: Teleopsis dalmanni
Lineage: Eukaryota; Metazoa; Arthropoda; Insecta; Diptera; Diopsidae
Gene: Acbp2
Product: acyl-CoA-binding protein homolog
Exons: 3
Coding region: 121-384 (87 amino acids)
Biological process (GO): fatty acid metabolic process
Molecular function (GO): long-chain fatty acyl-CoA binding
Source: RefSeq, a predicted model, not a curated record